AAACAACAUAUAUAUUGAAGAAACCCAAAAAAAAAAAAAAGGAAAGAGGUAGGUGAACUUUGACUUGGUAGGUGAAGUAGAAGAAUCGAAUCUAUAUACAUAAAAACAGAGAAAUUAGAAGAAGAAGACGAAAAAGAGAGAAGAAAUGGGGGGAGGAAUAUACGGGGCAGUGAUGGAGGAGAUAACGUUGUACACGGGACUUUCACCGGCAGCCUUCUUCACAAUCGCAGGGAUGAUGGUUGUGGUUUACAGAAUUGUCAGCGCAAUGUUUGUGGGGCCCGAAGACUACAACAAGCCUCCCAUGGCGGCGAGCAUCGGCACCGAUUCCAAUUUGGUUAACAAGUACUUGAACCUCAACCAAACCACCACCACAACUCCGACGCAAAUGGGAGACAUGACGGAGCAACAAUUGAGAGGCUUUGAUGGUUCUGAUCCCAAUAAGCCUCUGCUCAUGGCCAUCAGAGCUCAGAUCUAUGACGUCUCUUCCUCCAGGAAUUUUUAUGGUCCUGGGGGACCGUACGCAAUGUUUGCUGGAAGAGAUGCUAGCAGAGCUUUAGCUCUUCUGUCCUUCAAACCCCAAGACAUAAAUGGCAACAUUGAAGGUCUUGGUCCCGAUGAACUUGAGAUUUUACAGGACUGGGAAGAUAAAUUCAUUGAAAAAUAUCCCAAUGUUGGGAAGCUUGUAGCAGAGCCAACAAAGACUGAGCAAACUGAAGCUCAACAGCAAGGAAUUGGGCAAGAACAAUAGAGAGGGGAGGAGAUGAGAGGAGAGGCUAAUCUGUUGGUAUCUAAAUCUAUCAACUGUUAUUUCUUCUGAAUCUUAACUUUGCGGUUGUUUGUUGCUAUUAUUGUUCAUGUAAAUAUGGUAGGUAAUUAGAGCAUCUUUAACCGAUAUGUUAAAUUGCAACAUCGAUAUAAAAUAAAGACUCCACUCCCUUCACAGUGGUCAGCCCUUCCAUCCCA
This is a messenger RNA of Prunus persica (peach), 963 nucleotides long. Its product is annotated as membrane steroid-binding protein 2. The record is from RefSeq and is a predicted model, not a curated record. Lineage: Eukaryota; Viridiplantae; Streptophyta; Magnoliopsida; Rosales; Rosaceae. Gene Ontology annotation, cellular component: membrane; endomembrane system. The coding region runs from base 146 to 748 and encodes 200 amino acids. The transcript is spliced from 2 exons.